CGUACACGCUUGUGAUAUUCAGGACGGCACACUGUUUGAUUCCCUCACAGACUGUGAGAUGGCUCGAGACACAGAUGCGGGCCACGCACGAUAUGCCGAAUAUAGGACCAGUGGGACGGUCUCUCAUCUGAACGAUGCUGUCCAGAACUUUCAGUUGGUUCUGGAUCGCUGUCCUGACCACGCAGCGGCUCUCACCAACCUCGCGUGGGCCCGUCUUGAAGGCUAUAUUCAAAAUGAUGUUCAAGACAUUGAUACAACUACUUCCCUCCUCCGCGGAGCCCUUGCAUUGCGUCCGCAGGGUCAUCUCGAUCACGCACUAUCUCUCUAUAACCUCAUUUUCGCAUUGACCUGGCGCUACAGCAUGGAGCCCGCCCCCGUCUACAUUCACGAAUCUGUGGAACUGUGCUGCAAGCUACUGCCCCUCUGUCCAGAGGGCACCUACCUUCCACUCUACAAUCUUUCAUGGGUUCUCAGCGUACGCUUUGAACAACACGGCAGCAUUGAUGACAUAGACGAGAGCAUACAACUUGGUCGUGAAGCUGUUUCUCUGUGCCCCGAGGGACAAUCUGGCCGUGAUACCUACUUGAAUAACUUGGCCUACUCACUCCAGUUCCGAUUUUAUCACCAAGGCCAAUAUGAUGACCUUGAUGAGGCCAUCUUUUGGCACGAGUCAGUGCUGUGCCUGCGCUCUGUUGGGCACGAAGCUCGUGAUUCUUCAUUGGACAUCCUAGGGAGCGCCCUCUGCGCCCGUUUCAGAGCACACAGUGACAUUGAUGACAUCAACCGAGCUGUCAGCCUCCUUCGCGAGGCACUGAAGUUGCGCCCACCUGGGCAUCCACGUCGUUACACCAGACUUCACAACCUUGCCAUCACACUCCACGACAGAUAUGGCGAAUUGCACGUCAUCGAGGAUCUUAACGAGGCCAUAGAUCUGCAUCGUGAAUCACUUCGGAUAACACCGCUUGACCAUCCAGAGCGCCAUAAAAAUCAUCGCAAUUUGAGCUCGGCGCUCUGUUCUCGUUUCACGCAAACCGAGAAGAAUGAAGAUAUUGAAGAGGCCAUUCAACUCUGCCAAAAAUCGUUGGAGGCUUUGCCACCACUCCAUCCUGAGAGACAAGGGUGUUAUUUCACGCUCCGGGAUGCCUAUAUGUCUCGAUACCGCGUGCAGUACAAGCCUGCAGAUCUGUCGCUCGCUGUAGAGCAUUUCAGACUCGCAUCACGACACCCCACUUGUGGAUUUCCAAGCCGCAUCUUCGAAGCAUAUAAAUGGACUUUUGCAGCGGAGGAGCAUGGUGAUGCAUCCGCACUGGAGGCUUACGCAACGUUUUUCGAGCUUCUGGAUGCUCAUUUGGCAACACGGUCAUCAACCACUUCGCGGCGUGAAGCUGCUGCUGCCUUCCAUUUUGCCAGAUCAUUACCUGUAGAUGCAGCAUCGUGUGCCAUCCGCCAUGACAAUCUCCGACAUGCAGUCGAACUGGUGGAGCAGGGCCGUGGCCAACAGUGGUCGUUGGCCUCUCGACUCAAGACUCCAGUUGAAGACCUCGAAUCGGGACAUCCGGAUCUAGCCCACAAAUUUUCUGAGCUGAGCAAGCGCGUUUCCAAUGCCGCUCAGGAUUCUGCAACCAUUGCCGACAGAGCUGCGGCCGAAGUAGCGGAAACAAUGUACAGGAAAAUCACGGCGGAAUGGGAAGCUGUGGUAGCUGAGAUACGCAAUCUUCAAGAUUUCUCGCGGUUCCUGCUCCCACCUUCGUAUGAAGACUUGCAAGCGGCAGCGCGCCAUGGCCCUGUCGUCAUCCUCAUUGCCAGCCAGUACUCGUGCAGCGCUAUCAUUGUCCCAACGUUGGGAGAGCCCUGUCAUGUUCCCUUACCAUCUAUCACCCUCGUAGAUCUCGAGGAUCUCAAGGAUCGGUUCGCCAGGGCGAUACCGCAAGCAUCGAAGAUGGGCCUAAACCGGCCACGAAAUGAUCUAAUUGUCCUCUUGCGGGAAGUAUGGGACAAUAUCAUGCUACCCAUUGUCAACGUACUCGAGAAUACCUUCAGAUUGAAGCGCCAGUCUCGAAUAUGGCUGUGUCCAACUGCAACCUUUACCUCUAUUCCUCUCCACGCAGCUCACCCCUUUCGAACAAAGGCAGAUCGUUCUGGGAAGGAGCUGUGCCUAGAGGAUCUCUACAUCUGCUCCUACACGCCGACACUUUCGGCGCUGAUAAGAUCUAGACAGAUGAUGAAGAAUUGUGUACCUCCAUCCUUCGCGCUCUUGGCUGUCGACAGCGAGCUCGAGCUUGUCCAUAAGCUCGUCCCCGCGACGGCUAAUCGUUCCACUCUUUCUGGCGACGCAGCCACACGAGCAGGUGCACUCGAAGCCCUGGAACAGAACACCUGGGUGCACCUCGCUUGUCAUGGCAAGCAGGACCAAGACCAGCCUUAUAAUUCUCAUUUCGUCAUGAAGGACGAACAUCUCACUCUCCUCGACAUUAUGGAGAAAGAUAUCCCGCACGCUGAGUUUGCGUUCUUGUCGGCGUGUCAUACCGCCGUAGGUGAUAAGGAGACGCCCGACGAAGUAAUCCAUCUCGCAGCCGGACUCCAGUUUUCGGGGUUCAAGAGCGUCAUUGGCACGCUGUGGGAGGUCGACGACGCUGUUGCAAAGCACGUUGUCCAAGCUUUCUAUGAAAAUAUGGUCAAGGAUGUUGAGGAUGGCGGGUUCAUGGACUGUACGAAGGCGGCUUGGGCACUGAACCGUGCUACACACGCCGUGAAGAGCAAGGUGCCGCUCGAGCAGAGAAUGGUUUUCGUUCAUAUUGGAGUGUAG
Suillus clintonianus is the source of this 2806-nucleotide messenger RNA. Its product is annotated as CHAT domain-containing protein. Bases 59 to 2806 code for a protein of 915 amino acids. The transcript is spliced from 4 exons. The record is from RefSeq and is a predicted model, not a curated record. NCBI's taxonomy places the organism in Eukaryota, Fungi, Basidiomycota, Agaricomycetes, Boletales, Suillaceae. Gene Ontology annotation, molecular function: protein binding.